UUGCUCCAGAGACCAGACAUUCCGCCCCGCCACCGAUCCCACCUCUCUCCUGGAAGGCUCCCACAAAUUGAUAGCGGCUCCCUGACGCCCGCAAAUCAUAUACAAUAUCCUGGAAAUCAAUUUUUUUGAGAGGGAGAGGGAGCAUCCCGAUUGGUCUCUCUUCGUGCUAAGUAGAGCUAUCAGUUCUCUCUGCGGGCGGGCUUUACAGUCGAUCUCAAAAAUAAUGAGUGUUGCUCGCUGCACUGUUUGCAACAGUGACUUUUCUAUUGCCCACGGUGGGUUAAAAUGUAAAAGACAUGUUGAGUAAUAUCUUGACUCCAUUCCACAUCUAUCAUGGCUGGUUCUACGUCACAGUUGCAUGCAAGUAAAAUCAAAAUCACCUCAUUCUUAUACAAUUUUCUCAAGGAAAAAGCUUAUAAGUAUGGGUUGCUGGGUCCUAUCGGGAUGUUUGAUCAACAGCAGGAAUCAAGGACUGCAGUUCUGCACGACAGUCUGUUGCCAUUCUUGGGGCUCAACAAUCGGCUGCAUUUCGGCAUGUCCAGGGUCAGCCUGAAGUCGGACGUCUUCGGGGCCUGUGCGGCCCUGUGGACACAAGUUCUCAACUGUGUCACGUACUGAAGCAUAGUGGGAGCAGGAACAUCGAAGACUGAACAAGUGAUUAUCAGAGGGCUCUACAGUCAGUAAUCGAUUUGCCAAUUCUCAAGUCAGGGAGCUCAAAGAAAAAGCAAUUCUUCAGACUGACUGCAACAUGGAAAUAGCAACUGUUGUCUCCUCUGUCACUGUGGAAGGAGCAAUAUCUGUCUCUACCUUGUUAGUGAGAGAGAGUGUCUGAAGGAUGACGAAAUGUCGGAGUGAACAAUCUGAUCUUUUGGAAUAGGAGGAAUUUCAUUGUAACUACGUUGUGUCAAGAUUGCCAAUCCUGGAAUUUGAUCUCGCCAACCUAUUAUCCUUAGCAACGGAGGAUGAAAAAACGUCAGGAAGUCCAAGAAACACAAUUAAAUCAAUGGAAGACCACAACUAGCAAGAACGAUGAACAACCUGUGUGCAAAAGUCAACAAACUGUGCAAAUACAAAAAGAAAGUAAACGAGAACUGGUAUUUAUUUAAAUAUCUGAACUUCAGAGUGGAUUGCUUGCUAUGGUGAUGGCACACAGUCUCUGUUACAGCUCAUUGGCACCUUCUGGCAGACAGCUGUGUCAGUCACCUGAACUGGAAGUAUAUGGGAGAAAUGCAUCGCAAAUGGCAGCACACAUCCAGAAUGCAAAGCAGCAGUCAAAUUGUUUCAUAUCAGAGUAUUGUGAUCCCAAUUUCCAACUGAAUGGAAGUGGAUUUAGGCAAGUGGAAGUUAUAAAUGAAAAUAUGGAUGUUACUGUGGAGACUCCGUUAUGUAAUCCUUUGAAUGGAAUGAGAGCUACUGCAAAUGAACUUAAGCACAUGCCUAUGAGGAAUGAAUUUUUUUCCAGGAGGAAGCAUAAGCGGGAGCACGAGGAAGAUGAAGCUCCUGCUCAAAAGAAACGUUUAACGGAAAAGAUGCUGGAUUGCCUGGUAAUUUCAGGAAACAGUUCAUAUCCCUCUGGGCCUUACUUUCCAUAUCCCCAAGGAAAUGGGGUACCUGAUGUUGCCUCCACUUCUUGGCAAGAUGAAUCUACCUCUCAGGAAUUUGUCGCAAACAAAGAGGGCUGCAUGGAGGUGAAAACUGAUUCAAACCAAAUUGGACUGGAAAAGCUGAAGGAAAUUGAAAAUCGGCUAGUUACAAGAGAUGAUCCAGAAACUGACACAGUUGAGAUUUCAGAUAUGCCAGUGCUGGUCUUGUCUGAUUCUCUCCGAGAAGAACUGAAACAUGGUCUGGAAGAAGUUUUGCCUCGUACAAUAAUGGAAUCCCUGAAUCGUCCAUGCAUGGAACUUGUUCUUUGGAGACCCCCAUGUGAACCUCUUUCAGAUAAACUUGCAGCAUUAACAGAGCAAAGGAAGUCCAAGCAUAGGGAGCUACAGUGUGAUCCUGAUUUAUACAAGAGCACAAAACUGGAUUCAUCCUUAAUGUGUGGUGAUAUGAAUCAAACCAACACACUUGAAGAGGACAUGGAGCUUUAGAGACAGCUUGCAGCACAGAUCUGUGGGGUAAAAGCAUUGUAACUUGCCGAGAUUCUCCAUCAGCAGGGAAUGGAAUAUUUUGUUAAAGUUUAAAAAGUUUUAAGUGACAUUAAGAUUUUGAUGGCCCAACUGUUCUUGCAUAAACCAAACACUGAAACUAGUCCUGGCUGCAGUCUAUAUAGUGUCUGUACUGCACAUGGAUAUUCUUUAUAUAUUUUUGAAGUCUGUUCCUAUUGCACCCAGUUUAUCUUUGAUCGCAGAUCUGGGAUAAUCAGCCAUAGGCUGUCCAGUGUCAAAUAAUUACUUGUGGUUAGUUUUGAGAAAGUAAGUACCGUAAUUUAUAAUGCUCUUGAAAUGCUAUUUGUUAUGUAAUACAUGAAGAGAUAGGGAACUAGUAGAAGCAUUCCAAGGAGUAUACAAGAGAAUUUUAUGCUAUAUGGAUGUUCAUUGAAGCAUUGUUUCACUCUUGGCUGGAAAAGUUUUUAAUAUGAACUUUUGUUAUUGAGCUUAAGAUAAAAAAUAGCUUUUCUUGCACUAUAACAAAUGAAGAGAAAACUAAAUACUAGCUGGGGAAUUGAAUAAAAAAAAAAGAAACUGAACCUUUUACUUAAGGAUCUCUUCUUGUUAUAGCCAUUGAUCUUUCA
This is a messenger RNA of Hypanus sabinus (Atlantic stingray), 2734 nucleotides long. It is a transcript of the gene ccdc117, whose product is annotated as coiled-coil domain containing 117. The record is from RefSeq and is a predicted model, not a curated record. Lineage: Eukaryota; Metazoa; Chordata; Chondrichthyes; Myliobatiformes; Dasyatidae. The transcript is spliced from 10 exons. The coding region runs from base 1137 to 2090 and encodes 317 amino acids.